Bipolaris victoriae FI3 is the source of this 372-nucleotide messenger RNA. RefSeq lists its product as hypothetical. The record is from RefSeq and is a predicted model, not a curated record. The transcript has a single exon. The coding region runs from base 1 to 372 and encodes 123 amino acids. NCBI's taxonomy places the organism in Eukaryota, Fungi, Ascomycota, Dothideomycetes, Pleosporales, Pleosporaceae.
AUGUUGGACCAGUGGACCAGUGGACCAGCAGAGCUGUCCUGUACUUGGGGUGGGCGAGAGGCGGCUAGGGGCCAAGGGGACAAGGGGACAAGGGGCCAGCACAUCAUCCCGCCGCCCCCCCUGGCCGUGUGUGUAUGUGUGUGCAUGUGUGGCCUCUCUCCCACUCCCGCGGCGACGGCGACGGCCACGUCAGCACGUGAUCAGCCUCAACCCUCGUGCUCGCCCGCCCUCGCUGCUGUUUCGGCGCAGGUGGCAGCCAAUUUCACACGCCGCCAGGCUGGCAGGCUGGCAGGCUGGCAGUUGAGUUUGGAGGCGCGCUCACGACGAUCAGCGUCCCCUCAAGCUUUUGCUGACACGGCCGACAAGCACUAG